Messenger RNA from Blepharisma stoltei, 848 nucleotides. Lineage: Eukaryota; Ciliophora; Heterotrichea; Heterotrichida; Blepharismidae. The record is from the annotation of a GenBank genome assembly.
AUGGGGUGUAGAAAUUCAAAAAUUAUACCAAAGCUCGAAAUAGAUCAGAAAGUUCACGAUGUCGUUGAAAAGUUUUGCUUAACUCAAUCAGAAAUACGGAAACUUUGGCAUAUUUAUCAUGUCAUUGAUACUGAGUAAAAUUCAUUUAGCGACUCAGGAACAGUAAGUGUAGUUGAAAUAUUUCGAUUAAUAAAAGAGCGGCCUAACUCAGUCAUAGCUCCUUAUCUAAUUGAAUACAUUUCUGAUUUAGAAAAAGAGCAAGGUGAUCGUCUUUCCUUUGUCGAAUUUGUAAGAAGCAUCGCAAAAUAUUGUUUACUAACUCCUCCGCAGAUUUUGAAAUGUAAGAUCUCCCUCAGUUGUCUUUCAAUGCAUUGACGAAAAUCGAAAUGGGACCAUCAACAAAGAAGAAAUCAUGCUUUUUUUGCGAGCAGAGAGAGAUGGGAAAAUGAUUUUCCCUAAUAAUUACAUGAAAGCAGUUGAGCUUUUCGAAACUCAGAGGUCAGAUUCUAUAAGCUGACGUAAUUUCUAGUUUAGUUGAAUUUGUGAGACUAGUCAGAGAGGUUCCUUACUUAGGCUACCCAGCUUUUCGAUUACAAACGCAAUUGAGAAUUUACACUCUAGGGACAAUAACAUGAUCGAAUAUUGCCAGAAGACUUAUCAAACGCAAAAAAGAUGAAAUCAAAAAAGCAGAAGAAGAUGCCAUACAAAACCAAAUGAUGCAAGAAAAGAUUUGGGAUAUGCAAAUUAAAGCCUGGGACUAUAAUGACAAGCUUGCUGAAUUCGAAAAAACUUUCAAUAGAAAAAUGAUUAGGAGAAGGACCAAAAGACUGAGAACAUCACAUGUAUAA